Messenger RNA from Teleopsis dalmanni, 2274 nucleotides. Its product is annotated as delta-1-pyrroline-5-carboxylate dehydrogenase, mitochondrial-like. The record is from RefSeq and is a predicted model, not a curated record. Lineage: Eukaryota; Metazoa; Arthropoda; Insecta; Diptera; Diopsidae. Gene Ontology annotation, cellular component: mitochondrial matrix. Gene Ontology annotation, molecular function: L-glutamate gamma-semialdehyde dehydrogenase (NAD+) activity. The coding region runs from base 162 to 1919 and encodes 585 amino acids. The transcript is spliced from 9 exons.
CAAACUUGAAGACUGCAGACCUGCAGGCCUGCAAUCUGUUUAGUAAAAAACAAAACAGUUCACGUCAGGCAAUUGUUAAUACAAUUGAUGUUCUAACAACUGAUUUAGUGCAAACGUCUUGAUUUUUCUAGCACAAAAGUCACUAAAUAUACAAAACGAAUAUGUUUCAAUUAAGACAUGUGACGUAUACCGCAACAAAGGGCAAAGGCACUGCAUAUUUGAAAAAGCUAGCUCUUGAAUCGAACUCAAGUUAUUUGCAGAAAUAUCAAAAUAUAUGUUCAGUUGUUCCAAAUACAAAUCUUAAAGAUUUUGAAAUUAAAAAUGAACCAAUACUUGAGUACAAAAAGGGGUCCGCUGAGCGUUCACAGUUGGAAAAGGCUUUAAAAACUGCAACUGCAGCUUGUGAAGAAAUACCUAUAGUUGUUGGUGGCAAGGAAAUAAGAACUGAUAAUGUUGUUUAUCAGGUAAUGCCACAUAACCAUUCACACAAAUUGUCUAAAUUUUACUAUGCGGAUAGUAAAAUAAUACAAAAUGCUAUAAAAGUUGCGGUAGAAACACAAAAAAAAUGGGAUCGGACACCCCUUAACGAACGUUUAACCAUUUGGGAACGUGCAGCAGAUUUAAUGGCGGGUAAAUAUAGACAAGAUUUAAAUGCAGCUACAAUGCUUGGUCAAUCGAAAACUGUGAUUCAGGCUGAAAUCGAUUCUUCAGCAGAACUUAUUGAUUUCAUAAGAAUGAAUGCUUACUUCCUCAAAGAAUGUGCAAAGUAUCAACCAAUCAGCGAAAAUAUUAAAGUUACUAAGAAUUCGAUGCGAUAUCGUGGUAUUGAUGGAUUUGUAGCUGCUGUAAGUCCUUUUAAUUUUACAGCAAUUGGUGGAAAUUUGGCCUAUACCCCAGCUUUGAUGGGUAAUGCUGUUCUAUGGAAACCUUCCGAUACAGCCAUGCUUUCCAAUUGGCGCAUUUUCAAUAUUAUGCGUGAAGCCGGUGUACCCGAUGGCGUAGUUAAUUUUGUACCAGCCGAUGGACCAGUUUUUGGCGAUACUAUAACUAAAUCCCCAUAUUUAGCUGGCAUUAACUUUACUGGAUCUGUUCCCACAUUUAACCGGUUGUGGAAACAAGUUGGUAACAAUAUAGACAGUUAUAUUAAUUUUCCACGACUUAUUGGUGAAUGCGGUGGCAAAAAUUUUCAUUUUGUGCACCCAACAGCCGAUGUUGAUACAGUUGUAAGUGCAACAAUUCGUUCAGCAUUUGAAUACUGCGGACAAAAAUGUUCGGCCUGUUCGCGCAUGUAUGUACCAGAAUCAUUGUGGUCUAAGAUUAAGAGUGGUUUGAUUGCAGAGGCUGAAAAACUAAAACUUGGUGAUGUUCAGGAUACUACAUCGUUUACAUCUGCAGUUAUUGAUGAUAAAGCAUUUAACCGCAUUACGUCUUAUAUUGAACAUGCUAAAAACACACCAUCUUUAAAUAUACUUACUGGUGGAACUUAUUCAAAAAAAAUUGGCUAUUUUGUGACUCCUACAAUUGUACAAACCCAAGAUCCUUUAGAUAGAAUUAUGACUGAAGAAAUUUUUGGUCCCGUUUUGACCGUAUAUGUUUACAAAGAUGGUGAUUUAAAUCAGGCUAUGAAUUUAGUUAAUACAUCUACUAAAUUUGCUUUAACUGGUGCAGUGUUUGCACGUGACGAGAAUUUCCUAGAUCAAGCUUUGGAGGAGUUUAAAAUGACUGCAGGCAAUUUCUAUAUUAAUGAUAAAUCUACUGGAUCUGUUGUCGGUCAACAACCAUUCGGUGGUGGACGCAUGUCAGGCACAAACGACAAGGCUGGUGGCCCUCAUUACAUAUUAAGAUGGACCUCCCCACAAGCUAUUAAAGAAACAUUUGUACCAUUACGUGAUAUCACGUAUCCAUACAUGAAUGCCUAAAUACAUUGACGCAAAUUCAGAAAAAUACUAAAUUAUCAGUUAAAACCAAAUAAGAAAAAAAUAAGUAUAAUUUUCAUUUAUUUUUGUUUACACUAUUUGUUAUUAUUGUUUAAUAUUUUUGGAGAUUUAAAAUGAAAUCAAUCAUUAAGAAUGAGAAGAGUGAGUAGAGUGAAUAUGUAUACAUUUUUUUAAAUAUUUUUAGUACGAUUUUAGGAAGUGAAAAUAAUUUUUCGCAGCAAUUUAAAAAAAAUUAAAAAAAUCUCUGUAUAUUUUGCGAUAUGUGUAAUUAGUAAAUUAUUAAAUUUACAAUUCUGUAUUAAUAAAGUAUUUUGUUACAUGUAGAAUUUAUUUUAUU